Molecule: messenger RNA, 1189 nt
Organism: Cucumis melo (muskmelon)
Lineage: Eukaryota; Viridiplantae; Streptophyta; Magnoliopsida; Cucurbitales; Cucurbitaceae
Product: oleosin Cor a 15-like
Exons: 1
Coding region: 114-971 (285 amino acids)
Biological process (GO): response to freezing; seed oilbody biogenesis; lipid storage
Cellular component (GO): monolayer-surrounded lipid storage body; membrane
Source: RefSeq, a predicted model, not a curated record
CACAGAGAAAACCCCAAAAUUUGACAAUAUUGAAGAAAUAAAAUCAAAUGCAAAAUUGGACAAAAACAUGAAGAUGACAACAAACAAAGAAUGGUCCAACCCCAUUCCUCGACAUGUUUCUCAUGCAAACCUUCAUUCCUUAUUUCUCAAACAUCUGUCAUGUUUUUCUACGUGUCCUCUUCAUUCUUCUCCUUUUUAAAAAACGCCCUCAAACCCCUUUCUCCUCCACCAUAUUUCCCAUUUUAAUUUCUUCCUCUUCUUCUUUUUCUUCAUCCGUUUCAAUGGCUGAAUUUCAUCAGCCUAAUUAUGACUCACCCACAACUCACCCUUUUCAAGCCAUUCGCCCCCAAAAGCCCAUUUCCUCUUCCCAUCUUUUGGCAUUUCUUACUCUCUUCCCCAUCGCCGCCAUUCUUCUUUUCCUCGCCGGAAUCUCCUUCAUCGGUACCGUCGUAGCCUUGGCUGUUACCUCUCCUCUGUUUCUCAUUUGUAGCCCUGUCUUGGUCCCUGCCGCCCUCGUCAUCGCCUUGGCCGUUGCAGGGUUUCUGACAUCGGGAGCUUUUGGUGUCACGGCCUUAUCUUCUCUCUCAUGGAUGGCUAAUUACUUGCGUAGAUCACGAGUCCCUCUUAACCUCGACCAAGCUAAGCAAUGGGUCCGUGAAACCGCCGCCCAAGCCGCCCAAACGGCUAAAGAGGCUGGUCAGGUCAUUCAGAGCAAAGCACAAGAUGGUGGGAAAGCGGAGGAAGUUGAAGUCAGCUCUGCCCAGGAUGGGGAGAAAACCGAUGAAGUGAGUCCAGCGCAGCCCAGCCCGGCCCAGGAAGGAGGAAAGACCCAAGCGCAAAGUACAGCAAAAGAGGAAACGACCCAAGAACCGGUUAAGGCUCAAGAAAGUGGGAAGGCCCAAGGAGGGGCUAAGGCCCAAGAAGGAGGGAAAGCCCAAGGAGGAAAAACCCGAGGAGGAGGAAAGACAUGACGAAGUGGCCCAAUGAACCACCGAUGGGCCGAGUCCAAGUAUUCCGUUUCUUUAUAAUGUAAAUAAUUUAAUAAUUUUGGAAUAUUAUGAGAACUUCAAGCAGGAGAGAGUGUAGGUGUGAGUUUAAUUUCCUCGAAGUAAGAAGAUAUUGGAGUACGAUUUCUUUUGCUAUAUGUUGUAAUGUAUCUCCUAGAAAUAAAAGUAUUAUUUCUCUCGAA